AAUUGUUUUUCCAGAAGCGGAGACAGAAAAAAAACGUGUUUUUGGGUUGCUUUAUUAGUAGCCUUACUGGUGUAGAAAAGGGUAAAUAGGCCAUUUGCAGUGCAGUGCCAAACAGUAGGAGAGCGUCUACCUUGAGCCAGGCAACGACACUUGACGCUACCCUACCGAGGACGUGCUCGAGCCAACACCACGCGACAAGAGUAGAUACAAGAUGGCGACCGUUUUAGUACCAGAGGAAUAAGUGCCGUGAAGGAUAGAUAAAGCCAUGCCGUGGGACAGCCCAGUUUCUGAGCUCGCCAUGGUGAUCUGAAGCCCCAGUGUGGACGUGUCACAUCCACACUCGCCUACCCACAGACACACACACGGACUGAGCCCCCAGCAAGUGUGUGCGAUGGACAGGUGUAAGCACGUGGGGCGGCUCAGGCUGGCCCCAGACCACUCCAUCCUCAACCCCCAGAAGUGGCACUGCGUGGACUGCAACACCACAGAGUCGGUGUGGGCCUGCCUGGGCUGUGCCCAUGUUGCGUGCGGCCGCUACAUCGAGGAACACGCCCUGCAGCACUUCCUGCAGCAUCACCACCCGUUGGCCAUAGAGGUCAACGAGCUCUAUGUCUUCUGCUACCUAUGUGACGACUACGUGCUCAACGACAACGCGACGGGAGACCUCAAGCUGCUGCGCUCCACGCUCAGCGCCAUCCAGAGCCAGCGCUACGAGGUCACCACCCGCUCAGGACGCAUCUUGAGAUCGGCUAGCGCUCCGCCCGACACCCCCCAGCCCUGCGGCUCCAGCGAACUGCAGCUGAGGGACGAGGACCGCAUGUUCACGGCGCUCUGGCACCGCCGCCGGGCACUGAUGGGUCGAGUGUUCCACACCUGGUUCAGCCUGACGGAAGGGGGGAAGAGGAGGGAGGAGGAGGAGAGGCAGAGAGAGGAGGAGGAGAGGAGGAGGAAGGAGUUGAGAGAGAGGAGGAAGACGUUGAAGAGGCAGCUACAGGAAGCGUUGGAGAGUGCCCCACCCAGGAAGAGUCACCGCCUGAGGAGAGCCAGCCAGAGAGCUGCUGCCGCCGCUGCUGUCACCCCCUGCUCCACACGAACACGCACCCACAGCACCACUUACACAUCCCAGACCCCCCUCGCCCCACAACCAAGAACCCAGAGCCCCGCCACUCACACCCCCAAGAGAAUGGGCCGCCCCCCUAAAACCCCUGCGCCCAAACCCUCUCGCUACUCAACCCCCUCUUCUUCCACCAAAGGCAAACCCAGAGCCGCCUCUGCCCAAGCCCGGACUGCCCCCUCCCCGGCCCCCCGCCGUGCCCCCCCCAAACAGGGCGACUCGCCCCUCAAACGGCGGCCCACUGUCACUCCGGGUGUCACGGGUCUGCGUAACCUGGGCAACACGUGCUACAUGAACUCCAUCCUGCAGGUGCUGAGCCACCUUCACAUCUUCAGGGAGUGUUUCCUCCGGCUGGACCUGACGCAGGCCCUGGAGCUGCUGGCCUCGGCCGUUCACGGCCAGCUGGUGGUUCCCAGCCCCGGGGGCCCUGUGUCGUCCUUCCCGCUGGCCCAGAGGAGAGGCCCCCAGGUGGGUGCUGGGCUAAGCGGGGGUGCCUCCAGGGCCCGGAGCAUGGAGCUGAUUCAGCCCAAGGAGCCCAGCUCCAAGCACAUCUCCCUGUGCCAUGAGCUGCACACACUCUUCCAGGUGAUGUGGUCGGGCAAGUGGGCGCUGGUGUCGCCCUUUGCCAUGCUGCACUCGGUGUGGCAGCUGAUCCCAGCCUUCAGGGGCUACGCCCAGCAGGAUGCCCAGGAGUUCCUGUGUGAGCUGCUUGACAAGGUGCAGCACGAGCUGGAGAGCACAGGGACUCACACGCCGCCCGCUGGUGUGUCAACCGGACAGAGACAUCUCAUCAAGCAGGUGCUCAGCAUAGUCAACACCAUCUUCCACGGUCAGCUCCUCAGCCAGGUGACGUGUCUAGCAUGUGACCACCGCUCCAACACGGUGGAACCCUUCUGGGACCUAUCGCUGGAGUUCCCUGAGCGUUACCACAGCAACAGCCGAGAGAGCGCAGCGCAGGUCUCAUGCCAGCUGACGGAGAUGCUGGCCAAGUUCACGGAGACCGAAGCCCUGGAAGGCAACAUCUACGCCUGCGACCAGUGCAACAGUAAGCGGCGGAGGUUCUCCUCCAAGCCUGUCAUCCUGACUGAAGCUCAGAAACAGCUGAUGGUUCACAAACUGCCUCAGGUCCUGCGCCUGCACCUCAAACGCUUCAGGUGGUCUGGGAGAAACCACAGGGAGAAGAUCGGGGUCCACGUCAGCUUUGACCAGCUCCUCAACAUGGAGCCAUACUGCUGCAGAGACCCCUCCCCCAAGGGCUCGCCAUACUCCAGUCCGGCCCCCGUCGGCUCCCCGACCCCCAAACACUUCCUGUACGAACUGUCCGCUGUGGUGAUGCAUCAUGGGAAGGGCUUUGGCUCUGGCCACUACACUGCCUACUGCUACAACAAAGAAGGAAGGUUCUGGGUCCACUGUAAUGACUCUAAGCUGAAUGUGUGUUCUGUGGAGGAGGUGUGUGGUGCCCAGGCCUACAUACUCUUCUACACACAGCGCUUCACUCAGGACAAAGACCGGCCGCUAUAGGACCAGGACCCACUGAGCCCCGCCCCAAACCCUCCUUUGUACCUCAGCAGUCCAGUGACGUGACAUCAUCAGCAUUACCACCACCACCAAAACAUCUCAACCCCCCUCUCUCUCACGCUCUUCCUUUGUGUUCAUUUUUAUCUCCUCUGGGGGGGAGGAAUGAUAAAAUUAUCAUUUAUUUUUCUAAAAGACACAAAGGACAGUCUUUUCUUAAAUUUAUUUUUGUCUUUGUGAAUCUCUUGUACAUGUUGUUUAUAUGGGUUUUAAAAGAAAAGGAAAACAUGUUUGAUAGUGUAAAGGUUUAUUUUAUCAAGAGUAUCAGCCAAGUUGUGCGUUGUAUUAUAGACACGCCUUUACAGGAGUAGAGACAGACUUUGGCCAGGUGUGACUGUGUAAUCUGUAGUUCAGAUUUAUUCAGGUGUCAACCUUCUGCUCUUCUGUGCUGUUUUUUCUUUUUCUCAAACAAUUUGAAUCAACUACAGUGUUUCUCACAGCCACUUUAGACAGUUGACUAAGGGAUGUCAGUCAAGUUAAAUUCUCAACUGGAAUGUAGACUGAAACAGAAUUCCCUCCAUAAAGUCUUUAGAGUUUAACCCCUUUAGUUUCGCCAGAGACGUAAGGGUAAGCGAGACACCUCCCUCGCUCCUAUUUUCUGAUUCAUAUAUAGUCAAUGAACUAAGCAGACCAGACCCAGCUGCUUAUGCAUUGGUGCCUAUGGGAGAGCCACCACUUAACGGUCAGGAAAUUGUUUAUAAUUGACUACUGACCUCACACCAAAGCACGAGGGAAAUGUUUAAAAAGUAUCUCAGCUUCCACAAAAACAAUUACAGAAUAUUUGCAAGAUAAAUUCUUUGAUUGGUUUUGUAAAAUCUAUUUUAUAACCAGUUUCCAGCUGAAUGCUGCCCUCUGUCUUCAGUGGUGCUGGUGUUUUUAGGCCUGUUGCCUCCUAACUUUUGGUUGGUAUCCCGACAGCAGUCAUAAUUGUCAUAGAAAAGUGCCCUUCGUUAUCAGAACAUAUCUAUUUUUGUAGUUCCUUUGCCAGAAGUGCAUUUGGUAUCAGUUCUUUGUAGCAGUCCUACCCAGGCCAGCAUUUAGAAUAUUGAAUGUAUUUUUGUAUACUCUGACAUCGAGGAUGUUUCACAGAAGUUGUUUAAAAACAGGGCCACUGACUGUUAGAGAUUUUGUAAUUGAUUCCUUCCCCCUCUAGUUGUUUGGAAUCACCAGCAGGUCUGACCCGUCUCUCCUGUGUGUGUGUGUAUACCAGCAUGUGUAAAACUAUACACAAUAUAGUUGGCUCUGUAUAAUGUAAGUAUAAAAUAGCCAGACUCGUGCAAGUAGAUCCUUGCUGUGUGUUUGAAACUGUGUGUGAGAGAUAUCUCCAUGCUGGUACUAGCUUAACUGCUCUCAACCUAAAUGCUGUUAAUCUCUAGAUUCACCUUUUGGGGAGAAUUCAAAGCACAUUUCCACCCGAUGUAUGUUUGCAUUGUGCUCAUACUGCCUCGGGUGUGUACACAUUUAUGGAAGUGAUACUAUGCAAAUUCUUACCUCAAUUUUUAGAGAAUUACCUCAUGAGAAUAUAUUUUCAUUUUUCUAAGAAAACACUAA
Molecule: messenger RNA, 4240 nt
Organism: Oncorhynchus kisutch (coho salmon)
Lineage: Eukaryota; Metazoa; Chordata; Actinopteri; Salmoniformes; Salmonidae
Product: ubiquitin carboxyl-terminal hydrolase 44-like
Exons: 7
Coding region: 392-2635 (747 amino acids)
Biological process (GO): protein deubiquitination
Molecular function (GO): cysteine-type deubiquitinase activity; zinc ion binding
Source: RefSeq, a predicted model, not a curated record